Paramisgurnus dabryanus is the source of this 2261-nucleotide messenger RNA. The record is from RefSeq and is a predicted model, not a curated record. NCBI's taxonomy places the organism in Eukaryota, Metazoa, Chordata, Actinopteri, Cypriniformes, Cobitidae.
UACAGGAUUUGCGUCUUUUUCUGCCUGCGUCCCGCACGUGGGGAUGUCGCGAUGGCGUGCGCGAGGAGAACCAAAACUUUGGUCUCCACGUGCGUGAUUUUAAGCGGCAUGACCAACGUUUUGUGUCUGCUGUACGUCGGGUGGAUCACCAAUUAUGUGUCUGAUAACGGGAACGUGAAAGUUGCGGAGAGGACGCGCGAGAAAAAGUUUGACGAGGAGAACAGAGGCGAAACGUUACGGAUUAUUGAGAGACUUGACAGGUUGGAGAGUGUUGUUAACCAGCACAUUCAAGAAAAACCUCUGAAGGACGGGGACGACACGGCUGACCUGUCUCUCUCAGACUCUCUUUUUGCCCACUGGGGUCGCGACCUCGGACCGGAGAGCCGUAAAGUAGCCCUGAAGAAGUUCCAGUACUACGGGUACAACGCUUACCUCAGCGACAGGCUGUCUCUGGACAGAGUGAUUCCUGACCUCAGGCCUGAUGGGUGCAGAAACAUCUCGUACCCCUCCAAUCUACCGCAAGUCAGCAUCAUCUUCAUCUUUGUGAACGAAGCGUUGUCCGUCAUUCUACGUUCCGUUCAUUCCGCCAUCCAUCGGACGCCUCCCCAUCUGCUGAAGGAGAUCAUCCUCGUCGAUGACAACAGCAACAACGCCGAGCUAAGAGAAAAUCUCCAGAGAUUCGUGGAGGAAACCAACCAGCAGCGGCCGGACUUCAUUAAAGUGGUCCGGCAUGACAAACAGGAGGGUUUGAUUCGCUCUCGUGUCAGCGGCUGGAGGGUGGCCACCGCCCCCAUCGUCGCCCUGUUUGAUGCCCAUGUGGAGUUCAGCGUAGGAUGGGCUGAACCAAUCCUUCACAGAAUUAAAGAAGACAGAACCAGAGUCAUCUCUCCUUCAUUCGACAACAUCAAAUAUGACACGUUUGAGAUUGAAGAGUAUCCUCUCUCUGCUCAAGGCUUUGACUGGGAACUCUGGUGUAGAUACCUGAACCCUCCCAAAUCCUGGUGGACACAGAAGAAUCAAACUGCACCGAUCAGAAGCCCUGCCCUGAUUGGAUGCUUUGUAGUGGAUAGGAAGUAUUUUGAGGAAAUUGGUCUCCUGGAUGAAGGAAUGGAAGUAUAUGGAGGGGAAAACGUGGAACUGGGAAUCAGGGUAUGGCUUUGUGGAGGAAGCGUGGAGGUGAUGCCCUGUUCCAGAAUAGCUCACAUCGAGCGCGCCCACAAGCCAUACACAGAGGAUCUGGCAACUCAUGUACGCAGGAACGCGCUAAGAGUGGCGGAGGUGUGGAUGGAUGACUUCAAGGACCAUGUUUACAUGGCCUGGAAUGUUCCAGUACAGGACUCCAGGAUCGAUAUCGGUGAUAUCACAGAGAGGAAGGCACUGAGAGAGAGACUCCAAUGUAAACCCUUUAGCUGGUUCCUGAGGAAUAUUUAUUCAGAAAUGAGAACCUACACAGAUACAGUCGCUUACGGUGUAUUGAGAAACAGCCUGAGGCCAGAUCUGUGUGUGGAUCAAGGUCCUGACUCUGACAACAUUCCCAUUAUGUACAUUUGCGGAUUGACGCCUCAGAAUGUGUACUACACAAAUUCCCAGCGGUUUCAUGUUGGGGGUUUGAGUCCAACCAUUGACGAUGAUGACAACAAGUGCCUGGUGGAUGUGAACGGCCGACCGCGACUGCUGGAAUGCAGCUACGCCAACAAUAAGCAUAUGAAGCUCUCCUGGAUCUUUACUCUGGAAGGCUCCAUUCAGAACACAAAGUCAAAGCGAUGUCUUGAACUGGUGGAGAGUGCAGAAGCGGAGCAGGGUCACCAGCUGACUCUUCAGAAGUGCAGCAGUCAGAAAUGGACAAUAACCAACCUAUUGCCUGGCAAAGUCCUGUAGGAGACUAAAGUUAUCACUGGAUAUUACAGUUUACACUGAGAAGACGUCCUAUUACUGUACGUGUUGUUUAAUAAGAUUUAGGACUGUUUUUUUACUCGGGUAUUAAACACUGUAUUCACCUUGAUGUCUGGUGGACCUCGAGGACUUUGAAACAAAUCUCCGGACUAUUUAUACAGUAUAUAAUUUUGACCAAACAAUUGGUUGAUACAGUAUAGAGAGAUAGUAGUGCUUGAAUGUAUAAUAAUGGAGAUUAUUUUAAGGUCGCAUUGGUGUCAGUAUAUUUAAGCUCUUUUCUAUUUUGCUACUGUGUAGCACAAAUUUAAAAUGGUUUUUAUUUAGCUUUCCCUUGUUUCUCAGGUUUGUGAAUGAGGGUUGUGAUUAUU